AAAGUCCCUUCCUGUGCAGUCAGAUAGCAGUCCUGAUCCUGAGUUCCCUUUACGCUGGGAAAAGCAAGUGCUCAGCAACUUGUCCAAUGCACUUGACGACUUCAUUUCAGCUGGACCAGACCGGAUUUGUUGGUGACUUGUGGAUCAUCAGUCCUGGAGCCUUUGGAUUCCACCUCAGUGUUCUUGACUGAGCGAUGGAGUCUUUUGCUGCUGACACCAAUUCAACUGACCUACAUUCACGGCCUCUGUUUCAACCCCAAGACAUUGCCUCCAUGGUCAUUCUUGGUCUCACUUGUCUACUGGGGCUGCCAGGCAAUGGGCUGGUGCUGUGGGUAGCUGGUGUCAAGAUGAAGACGACCGUGAACACAGUCUGGUUCCUCCAUCUCACCCUGGCCGAUUUCCUCUGUUGCCUCUCCUUGCCCUUCUCCCUAGCUCACCUGAUCCUCCGAGGAUACUGGCCCUAUGGCUUGUUCCUGUGCAAACUUAUCCCAUCCAUCAUUAUCCUCAACAUGUUUGCCAGUGUCUUUCUGCUUACCGCCAUUAGCCUGGACCGCUGUCUGAUGGUACAUAAGCCAAUCUGGUGCCAGAAUCAUCGAAACGUGAGAACAGCCUUCGCCAUCUGUGGAUGUGUCUGGGUGGUGGCUUUCGUGAUGUGUGUACCCGUAUUUGUAUACCGUGAUCUUUUCGUUGUGGACAAUCACAGUGUAUGUAGCUAUAAGUUUUAUUCCUCCAGGCCAUUUGAUUAUUGGGAAUACAUAUACAAUCUAAAUCUAUCAGAAAGCAAUUCCCCUACUGCUUCUAGUGGUCAUUUAUACCCCUACAAUUCCCAGGAGGAUUAUUUUGACCAAGUCACAUAUGACAGUCAUGUGCCAACACCUCUGAUGGCAAUAACCAUCACAAGGGUAGUGGCGGGCUUCCUGGUGCCGCUUUUCAUCAUGGUGACUUGUUACAGCCUCAUGGUCUUCAGAAUGCGAAAAACCAACUUCACCAAGUCUCGGAACAAGACCUUUCGGGUGGCCGUGGCGGUGGUCACUGUCUUUUUUAUCUGCUGGACUCCAUACCACAUUGUUGGAGUCCUGUGGUUGAUUACUGAUCCACAAAGCUCCUUGGGGGAAGCUGUGAUGUCCUGGGAUCACAUGUCCAUCGCUUUAGCAUCUGCCAACAGUUGCUUCAACCCUUUCCUUUAUGCCCUCUUGGGGAAAGACUUUAGGAAGAAGGCAAGACAGUCCAUAAAGGGCAUUCUGGAAGCUGCCUUCAGUGAAGAGCUCACACACUCUACCAGCUGUACCCAGGACAAAGUCUCUUCAAAAAGAAAUAUGAGUACAGAUGUGUGAAGAUGUGGCGCUCGGGACCUAAGAUGUUCCCAGGUGAACACUGGUGAUGGAUGAUGUGUGAGCGGGACACUUUAGACAAUCUGGUGACUCUCAGAGAAAGGUCUCUUAUUAACAUCAGCCUCAUUUGAAAACAUUAAAGAUGAAAAACUUCAAGCCCCAUCCCAGAUGUGUUGACUCAGAAUCUCUGGCCCAUGGGGACCAGUGUUUUAACAGGCCUUCUUGUUUCCAUUAGUGUUAAGUUUUACCUCAUUUGGCUUAAUCUGUUCCCAUCCCUGACUAAGCCAUGUUCAGUGAAUAACUUUCUCAUCUGCUUCCAGUAUUAAUCCUUUUUUCCUUAGCAUCAUCGAAACUUCUAGUUUGCGUGGAAGGCUGCUCUUAUUGUCCUGAGUGAAAGAUAUUCACUUAUUGCACAGUUUUUUUUUUUUUGGUAGUGACAAGUGAUUUUUAAGUGGGGAAAGAGAGACAGUAAGAAAAGGUCUAUAAAAGCAAGGAGUGAUGAGUUAGACUUGGACAGAACACGGUGCCAAAUGCUGCCUACGAGAAGCGUCCUGAGAUAAUUCCAGUGUUCAUGAUUACCCCUGAGUGAGCACAGAUAACACAGACACUCUCCUAUUCCUGGAGUGAUUUGGAAGUUGUGGCUCUGAGCUCUCUCUUCCCUGUGUAUUCUGCGUGUUCAGUCUAUGUCCCAUUUCUUAUUUGUUUGUUGGUUUGGCUUUUUGUGUUGGUUGGUUAGUUGAUUGGUUGGUUGGUUGGUUGGUUGGUUGGUUGGUUGGUUGGUUGGUUGGAUGGUUCACUGGGUUUUCAAGGCAGUAGCCCUGGCUGUCCUGAAACUCAUUCUGUAUACCAAGCUGGCCUCAAGCUCAGAGAUCAACCUGCCUCUGCCUCCCAGGAGUCUUUAAGCUCCUGAAUACCUUCUUUCUGUUUUCCACACAGGGUCUUGCCAUCUCCUGCUAGUGUUAGGAGUGUGCAGCAUGAACCUGGCCCCAGCUUCUUCAGCUUUUUACAUUAGAUUUUGUGCCUUACAUAGAAUAUAACAGUAUUCUAAACACAUCUUUCCUUUCUCCCCAAACUCAUGUCAGACAGAAGGAGGAAUGGGAUGGUGGGUGGAACCACAGUUCUUCCGUUCACUCCAGGAUCACUGCACACUCUGACAGCAAUAUCAAAAGAUUUUAAAUGGGAGUCUAGGUGUCUGACAUGCAAAGGAGUCAGGCAUACUCUCUUUUGGAUUUUUUUCAAAUUAAUGUUUGUCUGGACCAUGGUAAUAUAAAGUACUGUAUGCACCCAAUUAUAAAAGAACUAAUUGAUGAAAUACAAAAGGGCCAUUUCUCCAGUGUUCAGUAGUUCCAGUCUCUUCCAACUUCCAAGAGAUAACCUUUGCAAGAAUUUUGGCUGUUUCUCCUGAUAUUUACCAUGAUGUGCCUAAGACAUGUACUUACACUGCUGAUCUUUGUAGAUAUGAAGAAAAGACUGUUUUGAAAGAUUUUAUUGGGGGCUGGAGAGAUGGCUCAGCAGUUAAGAGCACUGACUGCUCUUCCAGAGGUCCUUGCAUUCAAUUCCCAGCAACCACAUGGUGUCUCACAACCAUCUGUAAUGGGAUAUGAUGCCCUCUUCUGGCAUGUCUGAAGAAAGCAACCAUGUGCUCACAUACAUAAAUACAUUUGAAAGUAAAAGAAAGAUUUUACCUGCUUUACCUUUUCAUUUUUUCAUCCAGCAUCUCAGUGUUGACUGGUAUCAUUUUUAAACCUGUUCAUGACCAUUUUUCUCUUCCUUUUGUUGUCAGGUUUUGCCUGCCUUUGUGCCAGGGUCUCAGCGUAGCACAGUCUGGCCUCAAACUCACAGGUCUCUUAUCAUAGUACCGGAACUGAGCACACUACCCCGCCCAGCUGACUACACAAUUUUCCUUGUCAAUGGAUUUCAGUAACAUAUAGUGUUUCUUCUGUCCUCUCAUUUCUUCUACUAACAUAUAUUGAUUGUACAUAUUAAUAAGGUUCAACACGACUGAUCUAUACUUGCACACAACAUUCACACUUUCAUCCCCAGACUCUUCCUAAUCAUUGUUCUACUUACUGGUUGAUUUAAAAACAACAACAACAACAACAAAAAGGCUGAAGAAUCUCACACUGGCCUCAAAAUCACUAUGCAACCAAAAAUGAGUUUGAAAUUCAAAUCCUUCUGCCUCUACCUCCCAUGGGCUGGGCUUAUAGGCAUGGCACACUAUGCCCAGUCUUAUGUGGUGCUGGGAAUCAAACCCAGGUCUUCAUGCAUAGUGAUUAAGUACCCUACCAACUAAGCUGCUCCCAAGCCUGCUCAGGUGUGAUAUUUCUGGUCCUCAUAUAUGAGACUAUGUGGUACUCCUGUGUCUGCUCACAUAAUGUCCUCCAGUUCUGUCCCUUGUUGCUAAUACCAGUAUUUCACUCACUGUUAUGGCUGAAUAACACUGCAUUGUGUAUGAAUGCACGUGUGCAUGUGUUUGUGUACGUGUGUGUGUGUGUGUGUGUGUGUGUGUGUGUGUGUGUGUGUGUGUGCAUGCAUGCAUGUGUAGCAAUGGCCAUUAUCUCCCCAAUGCCUAAGCAGAUUCUAUAUCUUAGCUGCUAUGCAAAAUACUACACUCAACCUUUAGUUUAAAAAAAGAAAGGCAGCAGCUCCCACUAUAAUCUUAUGUGUGUACUUCCAUGUGUUAAAUCACUGAAACGUCAAGCUGGUUUGUACAAAUAGGCAUAUCUAAGAUGAAUGAGUUGAUCUACAAAGACAGAGGAUGGAAUGCAGUUUAGUCUUGUGAUACAUUUAUUCGGUUGUUGAGAGAAGGGCCUUAGGCCACAACUGUUGUAUGAACAAUUAUGUAGAAAUUUCAAAUCACUAAACGAUCUUGUUUGUUACAAGGUAAUUCUGGGCAUAAGACUGAAGUUCUGCCUUUCCAGUAUGAGCUGUUUAUAUAUUCCCUAUGAAUAAAUGCUUUCAUCUACAAUAUCAGAGAUUCUCUUCUCUUCAUCCUUAAAUUUUAUGUGUAUAACCAUUUUGCCCACGUGUGUGUCU
Apodemus sylvaticus (European woodmouse) is the source of this 4367-nucleotide messenger RNA. RefSeq names its product complement C3a receptor 1 (gene C3ar1). Gene Ontology annotation, biological process: positive regulation of cytosolic calcium ion concentration; phospholipase C-activating G protein-coupled receptor signaling pathway; inflammatory response. Gene Ontology annotation, cellular component: plasma membrane. Lineage: Eukaryota; Metazoa; Chordata; Mammalia; Rodentia; Muridae. Bases 195 to 1334 code for a protein of 379 amino acids. The transcript has 2 exons. Gene Ontology annotation, molecular function: complement component C3a receptor activity; complement component C5a receptor activity; G protein-coupled receptor activity. The record is from RefSeq and is a predicted model, not a curated record.